This is a messenger RNA of Oncorhynchus nerka (sockeye salmon), 4897 nucleotides long. RefSeq names its product protein phosphatase, Mg2+/Mn2+ dependent, 1Ab (gene ppm1ab). Gene Ontology annotation, biological process: positive regulation of canonical Wnt signaling pathway; negative regulation of canonical NF-kappaB signal transduction; peptidyl-threonine dephosphorylation. The coding region runs from base 256 to 1293 and encodes 345 amino acids. Lineage: Eukaryota; Metazoa; Chordata; Actinopteri; Salmoniformes; Salmonidae. Gene Ontology annotation, cellular component: cytosol; nucleus. The transcript is spliced from 5 exons. The record is from RefSeq and is a predicted model, not a curated record. Gene Ontology annotation, molecular function: protein serine/threonine phosphatase activity; manganese ion binding; magnesium ion binding.
AAAGCUACUCACUUGACGGUGGUCAAGGCACUGACGUCGCGUUUCAUUCACAGUAUUCCACUACUAUCUGUUUUUCCAGAUUAUACUUUAGCUAGCUUUUUAACCAAUAAGUUAGCAGUUUGUUUACCUGCCAGAGUUCACUAACGUUAUAGCUAUAGGUACUAGAGGAUUUGAGAUCAUACGUUUCCUGAAGUUCUUGACCCCCACUGUAUAUGGUUGGUUCAGCACCCAGGAUAAAGCUACCCAAAAAAAGAAAUGGGGGCAUUUUUGGACAAGCCAAAGAUGGAGAAGUUCAAUGCCCACGGAGAAGGAAACGGCCUACGAUAUGGCCUGAGCAGCAUGCAGGGCUGGCGGGUAGAGAUGGAGGAUACACACACGGCUGUCAUUGGCCUGCCCCAUGGCCUCAACCCCUGGUCCUUUUUUGCCGUGUAUGAUGGCCAUGCUGGCUCUCAGGUGGCCCGCUACUGCUGCGAGCACUUGCUAGAGCACAUCACCAGCAACCCAGAUUUCAGGGGUGGGGGUGCAGGACCAGGAGGUGGAGAAGAGGGGGGCAGGGCAAUUCUGGACAGGCAUGGACCCGAGCCAUCAGUGGAGAGUGUGAAGAGUGGCAUUCGCACUGGCUUCCUGCAGAUUGAUGAGCAGAUGCGAGUUAUCUCGGAGCGUAAGCAUGGUGCGGACCGCAGCGGCUCUACUGCAGUGGGAGUCAUGAUCUCACCCCGCCACAUGUACUUCAUUAAUUGUGGUGACUCACGGGCACUCCUCAGCAGGGGAGGCCGGGUCCAUUUCUUUACGCUGGAUCACAAGCCCAGCAAUCCAUUGGAAAAGGAGCGCAUCCAGAAUGCCGGUGGCUCUGUCAUGAUUCAACGUGUUAAUGGCUCGCUAGCUGUGUCUCGGGCCCUUGGUGACUUUGACUAUAAAUGUGUACAUGGCAAGGGCCCCACAGAGCAGCUUGUGUCGCCUGAGCCAGAGGUGUAUGAGAUUGAAAGAUCUGAGGCGGAGGAUGAGUUUGUUGUUUUGGCGUGUGAUGGCAUCUGGGACGUGAUGGCCAAUGAGGAGCUAUGUGACUUUGUGCGUUUACGUCUAGAGGUGACAGAGGACUUGGAGAGAGUGUGCAAUGAGAUUGUUGACACAUGUUUAUACAAGGGAAGCCGGGACAACAUGAGUGUGGUGCUGGUGUGUUUCCCAGGUGCUCCCAAGAUCUCGCAAGAAGCUGUGAAGAGACAGGCAGAGCUGGAUAAGUACCUGCAGAGCAGGGUAGAAGGGGGUGUAUCUUUGGGAUUGGCUCGACCAUGAUGUCCUCCACUGGGAGAGGAAUUCCCCUGCUGGAAUGAUAUGUUGAGGAUGUCAGACAUGGGUUGGCUCAACUCGCAGGUAAAUUCUUGGAGGAUCUGCUAUGGCAUACCUUCGGAACCUGGGGCUUUGUUGGUUUUGAUCACAGUCAGCUUAUCAUAAAACCUCCCAGGCUUUAGGGAUGCUGCAGGGCAGGUAAAAAUGGGAGGACUGUCAUGUCCAAGAGCAGUUGUAAUUGGCUGACCAGUGAGAAACGGAUGUUAGUUUCAUUCUUUAGGCUAUUCUAACUUCUUUGUUUUGGUCAUUGUCAGGAAAGCUCAUUUUCAGAGAGGCCUUUCAUUUCAGGCAUGAUUUGCAGGGUUCUUGCAGUGGCAGGUCUUGACUUGGCGAUGGUCUUCCACAGCUGAUAGGCCAAGGUGUCGAGGCAGUUGAGAAAGGCAGUAGUAACGGAGGGAGCGUUGAUGGCACAGGGAGGGAGAAGUGUCAGUCGCAUAGAUAUACCACCUGGCCUUUACAAAGUUGGAAACAGAUCCUUAAUUUAUGUUCUCCCUUCACUUUACUCACCAGUUCCUGUUCCCAUUCCAGUCCCAUAUUCAGGUCAGAGCAAGACUCACAGAUCAGACUAAGAGGAAUGUUCUUUAACUGCCCUGUGUGUUACAAGACUGCAGUUUGACAUUGAUUGUAAUUCCAUCACUGAUUUAACAUUGGCUUACAUUUGUGUUGCCUACCUCAGGGGUUCCCAAAUCUUUUAUUUUAAGUUAACUCAUUUUCUUUCAGUAUUAUUUCUAUAUUAAGUCGAACUUUGAGCAGUCUCAUUAAUCAGACUACUUCUGGACUGUACCAGAUUGAGCAUAUAUCUUGUCAUCUGAAUGCAUGUAUAUUGUAGAGUAAUGAUGUUUUGGUUCUGAGCAUACCGGCAAAGAUUUUUUAUAACUAAACCAAGGUAGACCACAGCACGUCGUUUCAAAUGGGAACAAAUGAGUCAUAGUGGGCAGAACCAAGCAUGAGCUAGCGAGAUCCUAUUGGCGCAUUCUAGCAUGAAUUAGCGUAUUUCCGUUAGGGAACACCUACACUGUGAAGUGCGCGUGUGCAAUAACUCAAUUCGUCUUUGCACUCCUUCGAGAACACUUUUUUUUUUAAAAAAAAUUUGUGCAAAUGGUAAAAGUCUAAAAAACUUUGUCCACUCUGUUCAUUGUAGAUUCUAGUUUUGGGAACAGAAAACUGUAUUGAGAUCAAAUGUUUCACCGAUUAGAAAAUUAGCAGAAUGCCGGACAAAAUCCAUUUAGUUCCAUCUUCUCCCACUGCCUGCCACUGGGCUUCCUCUCACUAAGCGGAUGCUUCACAUUUAUAUAUCUGGUGAAAUAUCUGUCUCAUAGUUCCAUCUGUGAGACUGGUGCAUGGAAAAUGCCAGACAUUACUCAAAACUCUCAAAUGAGAAGCAUAAGAAAGAGGUGACACACAAUGCUCCAUUUAACUUAAAGGGAUAGUUUGCCCAAAUGACAAAAUUAUAUAGGUUUCCUUAACCUGUGAUCAGUCUAUGGACAAGGUUCGACAGCUAUCCAUGCUUUAGUUUUGUUUACCUGGCCACUGUUUCCAAAUGCUAACUUUUGAGCAUUUGUGGCACAAAUCCAAUGUAAGUCAAUGGUACCAAUAUUUUGCCUGACGACUAAAUCAGAAUUCUUCAGCUGCCUUAUCAUUUGCUGCAUACUUCAGUCUGAGACUGCCAUCUUUGACGUCGUUUGUGGUGAUGUCUAAAUGAGGAGUGUUGUUAAAAAUAAAUCGGUGAUUGGAUCAUCUCUAACCGAUCAGAGUAUGACACAUUUUCAAAACUCUGCUUUACCCACGUGUGUUCUGGCUCUGUCGCAGCCCAUUGGUUCUUGGGACCAUGCUCAUUGAGCUAUUAGUGUUUAUCCCAUUUUGCAAAUGUUGUAGCAUUGAAGCUGGCCAGUGUUUUUUGGAGAUCUGUGGUGUAAAUGGAUUGGUUGCUCUUGGAAGCUGUCAUAUCAAUGUUUUAUCCUAUGUACCAACUAGCACAAUGAUGGUGCCACAUUCCCAAGGUUUCUAUCUAGUGCGUAGCAAAGGGAUUGUUGUUAUGACUGCAAUUAGGCCUACCUCAUUUAGAACAUGGCUAGCUGCAUAUUGGCCUAUACAUGCCUCUGAGCAAUAACUCAUUGAAUUUCAUGUAAUGUAUUUAUUAAUAUAAUUUAUGUAUCCUGCAUUCGCACUCAUAGUAGACUGUCCAUGCACUCAGUUACACAAAAUAUAUACAUGUAUUUUUUAAAGCACGACUAAUGCAAAGAAAGAAAUUGAUUAGGCUAUUUUCUUUGUUAUUAUUGUUGUCUUAAAUAAAACUGUCUUGAUUGGUACGCAUCUACUGCAGCAUUGUUCAGGGUUAGUUUCACCAAAAUUACACAUUUGUAUGAUUUUUUUUUUUUACACUUCUCUAGGCUGUUGUCAAUCAACCCAAACAGUUUUUAUACUGUAUGUGCACUCUGCAACAUUUUGUCAUUGUGCAUAAUAAUAAUAAGAGAUGUAUUUUUCCCUUCUUGUUUGGAGUGGUUGAAAAAAAACACAGGCUCCACAGUAGUAGGCCUACUACACAAAUAACAGAGGACAUACAUGAAAUAUCACAGCCCCGUCUCUGAGUAGGACUAGUGAUCUACGAUCACUUAUGCCUUUCAGAUCACCUCUCCUACUCUUUAUAAGGGAUCUGUUAUUCAUUUUUGAAUAAGAAAUGCAGAAAACAGAUUAAUACUCUUUCCUUAUCAUAAUCCAAAAUAAAAUGAGUUCUUCCUGACCAGCCACUAGCACAUAAGUAAGCAUUUCUUUUUUAUUUACAAUCUCAAGUUAUUUUAUUAUUUUACUUGACAUAAAGUGCUAUGUGCCAGUAGACUUUUAAAUUUUUUUUUUUUUUUUUUAACAUCAUAGACCUUUUAGGAUAAUUAUUUAAAUGUAUGUAAUAAUAUAAUAUUUGGGUUUAGUAUAUCAUAUAUAAUGUACUUCAGACAUCUGUUUUUCAUAAGAAUUUGCUUAAAUGCAGUUUCUGCCUGAUUUCAUUCUCCUCCAAUCAAAUCUCUGUUAGCAAUACUUCCAGUUAGGUCGUGUUUGAUACAGCAAUUGGAUGCGUUUUGGUUAAAUAUUUUUGUUGAAUAAUGCUUUACCUAGGAAAAGCAGUAGUUUUUGGGAAAUUCUAAAACGCUAGUCAGAGGUUGCUGAAACAAACUAAAUACCCAACUAUGUAUUUAAAUCUGUCUGGGUCAAUAAACAACAGCCUAAAAGUAAGUGAACAAACCCAUUAAUGGUUCUGUGUCAUGAACUCUUUUUAGCACUAAAGGAAAUAGGCACUGUCUUUUCAUUGAACAUGCAUAACAUUUGUAAGAUGAAGGAAUACAUGUAUUUGAAAAGACUUCCCCCUGCCAUCUAUACAGACUGUGUUGUCUAUAGCUUUAUAUGUAAGAUGGUGAUGUUUUCAGAAAGCUCAUUCCAAGGUCUUAAAAGUUAGUUUGAAGGAUUUAUUUGAACUUGUAUAUCCAAAUAUCAGAAAUGUAGACAAAUGUGAUGUCAUUUUUAGAUGUUUGCUAUGAUUGAAAUAAAGUUAUUUACUGAA